Blumeria graminis f. sp. triticale is the source of this 1551-nucleotide messenger RNA. NCBI's taxonomy places the organism in Eukaryota, Fungi, Ascomycota, Leotiomycetes, Helotiales, Erysiphaceae. The record is from the annotation of a GenBank genome assembly.
AUGCCAGAAACGUAUAAACCCUCCCUCGAUACAAUUGAGAGGAUAUUGGACAAGACCCACUGCAACGAUGUUACCCCAAAUAUAGUACCAGUAUUCCGGGAACUAUCAUCUGAUCUUUUGACAGUUUCAGAGGCAUAUCUUAAGAUAUGUAGUCAAGCGAAAUCUAAGUAUACAUUCCUUUUUGAGAGUGCAGCGACUGAAAAUAUCGGGCGUUAUACGUUCAUGGGUGCAUCCCCAUGGAAAGUUUUAAAAACGGGGGAAGGACAUGGAGAUUCCGUGGAUCCUUUACCUGCUCUUGAGUUAGAGCUAUCUAAAAGACGGAUCGCUCAAGUUCCGGGAUUACUGUUGCCUCCUUUAACCGGCGGCGCAAUCGGAUACGUUGGUUACGACUGCAUCAGGUAUUUUGAGCCGAAAACAGCGAAACCGAUGAAAGACAUUUUGAAAGUUCCUGAGUCUCUCUUCAUGUUUUUUGACACGAUAGUGGCGUUUGACCGACUGACGGAACAGAUGAAGGUUAUAACCUACCUUCAUGUUCCCGAAGACCUAUCGAUGUUGCCAGAUGCAUACAAAUCUGCCCAAGAAAUAAUUGACUCUGUGGUCAGAACUUUGAUUGCUCCCGGGAAGGUACUACCGGUACAAGACUCUAUCGUACUUGGCCAUCAGUAUACAUCCAACAUCGGACAGGCAGGAUAUGAGCAGCAUGUUCAAACUUUAAAAAAACAUAUUGUACAGGGAGAUAUUAUUCAAGCAGUUCCAUCUCAACGCAUCGUUCGUCCAUCUUCUCUUCAUCCAUUCAACAUUUACCGAGAGUUACGAGCUGUUAACCCCUCUCCGUAUCUAUUCUACAUCGAUUGUGAUGAUUUCCAGAUCGUAGGCGCUUCACCAGAGCUGCUUGUCAAGAAAGAGGCAGGUCGUAUUAUAACUCAUCCAAUAGCAGGGACAGUCAAAAGAACUCACGAUCCUGAUGAAGAUAAAAUUCUUGGUGAUCUGUUGCAGAAUUCUGCCAAAGAUCGAGCUGAACAUGUCAUGUUGGUGGAUCUCGCAAGGAAUGAUAUUAAUCGAGUCUGUGAUCCACUUUCAACCACAGUUGAUCGACUGAUGACAGUGGAAAAGUUCAGCCACGUCCAACAUCUUACCUCACAGGUUUCCGGGGUGUUAAGACAAGGGAAAACUAGGUUUGAUGCGUUUCGAUCUAUCUUUCCAGCCGGAACAGUGUCUGGAGCCCCGAAAGUAAAAGCUAUGGAACUCAUCGCACAACUAGAAAAAGAAAAGCGAGGGGUUUAUGCUGGUGCCGUCGGGUACUUUGGCCACAAUUCAGUAGACACUUAUGGAAACGAGACCGAAGGUGAAAUGGAUACUUGUAUUGCAUUGAGAACUAUGGUAGUUAAAGCCGGACAAAUAUAUUUACAAGCAGGCGGCGGCAUUGUGUUUGACUCUGACCCCACUGAUGAGUACGAAGAGACAAUGAAUAAGGCUCGCUCAAAUAUAACUACUAUUACGCGUGCAGAGAGACUUUACUCUAGCCCUAAGUCAUCUCAAGGAAUAAGUUAA